Messenger RNA from Triticum aestivum (bread wheat), 1006 nucleotides. RefSeq names its product auxin-responsive protein SAUR21-like. Gene Ontology annotation, biological process: response to auxin. The transcript has a single exon. The record is from RefSeq and is a predicted model, not a curated record. NCBI's taxonomy places the organism in Eukaryota, Viridiplantae, Streptophyta, Magnoliopsida, Poales, Poaceae. Bases 195 to 575 code for a protein of 126 amino acids.
UCCAACCCCAAGACCCAAAGCCCCAGCGGCCAGCGCUAUAUCCAUCCCCUCCCCGUCCCGCUCUUCCACUGCACCACCCACACAGCGCAGCUCGCAACAAAGCCUGCCAAGUCCCAGCCAGCUGAGAGCUAGCAGCAGGAAGCGAACCAACUCGCCCCCCGGUCGCUCGUCGGAGCCAAGAAAGGCAACGCAGCAUGUGCAACCUCAUCACGAUCCCGUCGGUCGCCUGGCUGCGCCGCGCCGUGCGCCGGUGGCGGGCCCGCCGCUCCACCUCAGCUAUUGUUCCGUCGGGGCACGUCGCGGUCUGCGCGGAGGGCGCGCGGUUCAUGGUGCGGCUGGCGCACCUCAGCCACCCGGCCUUCCUGGAGCUGCUGCGGCAGGCGGAGGAAGAGUACGGCUUCCCGACCGGCGCCUCCGGCCCCGUCGCGCUCCCCUGCGACGAGGACCGCCUCCGCGACGUCCUCCGCCGCGUCUCCUCCCCGUCCCACUCCGAGGAGCCGCGCCGCCCCUCCUUCUGCCGCCGCCGCCGCCGCGGCGACUCGCGGCCGCUGCUGCAGGGGGUGGCCUUCCCUUGAGCGCGCGCGCCGCGGCGCCGAACGAUCGGGCGACGGAGCACACCCAGUUUCUGCCGCGCGUAACGGCAGCAACUGGUGACAGGCACGGUCCCCCGGACGCGUACGCACAGCAAGCGCCGAAACGCUGAUCAGAAGGGCCGGCGUGCUCCUCUGCGCUGCGUAAUGCCGGCGAUCGGACACGCACGUACUGGAGCUGGGUUCUGGGUAGUACAGUAUGUGACGGUGAUGGUACUAGUUAGUAACUGAUCGAAGAAGGCGACAAUUUUUUGGGAUUGUUUUCUCUGUAACUAUUCUACUACUCGUCUGUGCAACUCCUUGCCGACGCAUACGAGUGAAUUAUUAAUUAGUUAGUAAUAAAGAUUGAUUGAUUGUUCUUGUUGUACACGGAAUUUGUCAUCGUUUGUGAUUCAUGCAUGUCUUCGUCAUGUUGA